CUGUCCUGCAGGAAGGUAUGCAACCUACUUGGGGUUGGGGUUUGUUUUUUUUUUUUUUCUUGGUUGUGUGUGGGUUUGUUUUUUUUUCCUUUUGGCAGACGUCCUUGAGCAUUUGAGACGGAUGUGAGAGAGUUUUUAGUCCUCAUGCAAAACAACCAACUAAACAUAACAGAUUACAUCAGCUCAGGCUUUUCAAUUCCUGGAUGGCAGCAGAGUGCUAAUCCAACCUUCAUCCUGGAUUUCAUAAACUGAAACAAGGGAGGCUGGCAGGAGCAGCGCUGCCGGAUUGAGGAAGCUGACGACGGUGCAGCAUGUGGGCAACACACUGUAUAAAGCUCAUAAACUUGUAGGCUGAUGUGUGCAGCUACCACUUUGGAUUCUGUACUGCUGCUUCCCUCGGCACAAGGCACCAGCAGGCUGAGCAUUAAAGCCUGCUCUUUGGGACGGAGCAUUUACCCCUGCAAGACAUGAAGGGCUUCCUGUUUCUCACACUCCUUCUGAUGCCCGUGCACGCUGGAACUGCUUGGAGUGCGAAAUAUGCAGUAGAUUGUCCCGAGCCCUGUGACAGUAACGCAUGCAAAAGUACCUUGCGCUGUAAGCGAACGGUGCUGGAUGACUGUGGCUGUUGCAGAGUGUGUGCAGCUGCUCUGGGGGAGACUUGCUAUCGUACGGUCUCGGGUAUGGAUGGUGUCAAGUGUGGUCCUGGGCUGAAGUGCCAGUUUUACACUGAGGAGGAUGACUUUGGUGAUGAAUUUGGUAUCUGCAAAGAGUGUCCCUAUGGUACCUAUGGAAUGGAAUGCAGGAAAACCUGCAACUGUCCCUCUGGCAUCUGUGACAGAGUAACCGGGAAGUGUUUGAAGUUCCCAUUUUUUCAACUGUCUGCUUCAAAGCCUCCAAAUCGGCGAAAAAUAGUUUCACACACAGAGAACGACAUGGCAUCAGGGGAUGGCAAUUCUGUAAAAGAGGAAUUCGUUAAGGAGAAAGCUAUUCAUUCUCCAGUAAUGAAAUGGCUAAAUCCUCGCUGAUAUUUAGUUACACUCAUAAGACUUUCAAGUGAAUGUGUUUCUCACAGAUUAUUGAAUAUGCAACAACACACUUUAAGAACAAAGUAGAUCUAUAGCAUAUGAAAAUGUAACCUCUGAAGGCCAAUUGUGAUUCUGUUUUUCAUGAGAAAAAUGUUUACUUAAAAAUAGACUGUACAGUGUAUAUGAUUUUUGAUAUUUGUUUUGAUAAGUAUUUGAACAGAGAAAUGUAUUGUGGAUUCCUGAAUGUACAGUAAUAUUAAAAAACCAACACGAUUCAACCCUCCUCAUUUAAAUAAUGUCAGAGGUUGACUCUUGCAGCCCGAGGCCAGGAAAGCUCUCACUGAAUUCAGUGGACAGUUUGGGUGAGUGAAACUAUUGGUGUGGAGCCAACAUGAAAGAAAUGCACAUCAACAAAUCCCAGGAUAGAAAGCAACACCCCUGAAUCACAAUAAUAAUAAUAAUAACAUAUGAGCACAACAGUGUGAAUUAAAUAAACCAACGUUAGUCAUUAGUCAUCUUCUGGUUUUUGGAAUUUUGGUGACAAUUCUGCAGAGACAAAUAUGCCCUUCUUCAGGGAGAAAACACCCAGCAUUUCAGUCUAUACAUUGACAAUAACUUAGCCAAGACACCACAGACAUAAAUUGUGUUAAGGUGGAUUUCUAAAGUUAAGUUCUGUGCAGAGAAACAGCAGCUUGGUAAAUUAUACAGAUUUGUAGGGGGGGACCUAAAAUGAAAGAAGAUGCUUCGCA
Molecule: messenger RNA, 1774 nt
Organism: Harpia harpyja (harpy eagle)
Lineage: Eukaryota; Metazoa; Chordata; Aves; Accipitriformes; Accipitridae
Gene: ESM1
Product: endothelial cell specific molecule 1
Exons: 3
Coding region: 468-1025 (185 amino acids)
Cellular component (GO): extracellular region
Source: RefSeq, a predicted model, not a curated record